AUGACUUUCACUCGUACAACAUUGAUGCCCCAAUUCCUCCCCCCUGCACAACCUGCUACUGCUGGCGGCCCUCCCCAGCCUCAUCCUUUGGCUAAGAAACUCCAGGCCUGGGUCAAAGCCAACUACGACAACGCUAUGAAGGUUGUUGCUUACACGGAACUUGUUAUUAUGGCUCGCGUUCUCCUCGGAUGCUUGACAUGGCGUAAUUCAAUCUUGGCACCUAUAAUCUUUGCGCACUUCUUGCGCGCGCGCCACUUCCACUCCUUGUUCACUCGCGAAGCUGUCGCAUACGUCAAUAGCCGUGCAGAUGCCUUCAUCCGGAAACCCACUAAUCCACCCGUGCUCGCACAAGUUUGGGACAAAGUUCAAUACGCUGUCCAGACUUGGUCUGGAUCCACGUUGACACCCAACGCUGGUGUUCCUCCCCAGGCUGCACGAUGA
Messenger RNA from Psilocybe cubensis, 441 nucleotides. RefSeq lists its product as uncharacterized. Gene Ontology annotation, biological process: membrane organization; endoplasmic reticulum tubular network organization. Bases 1 to 441 code for a protein of 146 amino acids. The record is from RefSeq and is a predicted model, not a curated record. The transcript has 2 exons. Gene Ontology annotation, cellular component: membrane; endoplasmic reticulum. NCBI's taxonomy places the organism in Eukaryota, Fungi, Basidiomycota, Agaricomycetes, Agaricales, Agrocybaceae.